UGAAGUGGGAGGAGAAACGGUUGUAACUGGCUCCGGAGGUCGUGGAGUGGCUCUGGGAGCCGGGCCGGGCCGGCCGCCCGGGCCGCUUCCCCCCCCGGGGGGGCGGUGGUACGGCCCAUGUUGGUACGGCCCGUGUUGCCUAGGUGAGUGGACACUGCUUAGUGGGAUCGGCCGUAUCAGCACAGCCCAUUGUUUUCAGGGGCUUUGGUGACUGGGGCGAGCUGAGGGCUCUCCUGACCUCCCGGUGGUCUCUCUUCCCUCUGGACAUGUUGGGCUUUUAGAAGAUAAAGAUUCUCAGUCUCAGGUACCCCCCUCUCAUGUCUUCUUCUGUCAUCUGUGAUCCAAUCAUUUUGUUUCCUGAGUGGGAUUACAUCAGGAAGUGAUGACUGAUGGAAGAUAACGGCAGGUUGUCUUCAUCGGGACAACAUUUCAGCGGAGGACCAGAUAUAACUUUAGUAGAAAAACCCACCCGGCUGCUUGAGAGGUUUCUUUUAAAACUUUCCUGAGGAUCUCAAAGUAGAAAAGAAGCGGAUGACAUAAGUGCAGGAAGAGCGAUCCGGACUCACGGCCUCAUUCCUGGCAGCCGUCCCAGCUGACGGAGGAGGAGCCGGGCCGCUGUGAGGCCGCCCCAGCGCCGGUGUGGCAACCCAAACAUGAAGCAAGGUCUGAGGCGUCCACUCACGGCCACCACAACACCCGGGACUCGGUGAACAUGGAGAGGCUGGAGCGUCCCUCCCAUCCCUCCCAUCCCUCCCAUCCCUCCCAUCCCUACCCGGCGGGCCGGCUCUCACCUCCCAAGUACGCCAGCGGCGCCGAGCCGCCCUCUGGAGCAGGAGGCAAGCGGGACUCUGCGUUCAGCUGUUUCUCCGGCGGCUCCGGUGGCUCCGGCCCUCUGGUCCACGACUCCAGUGCAGCUGGCAGGAAGGGAACAAGCACCGAAAACAUCUUCUUCAAGGGCCUUCCGGGCGAGGGCCCUCAGCAGAACGACCACAAGUUCCCGCCGCCGAGCGCCGGGACCGGCUGGGAGGAGCCGCCGGGCUCCCGGGUCUCCGUCGCGGGGAGGCUGCACAUCGGACCCGUGUGGCAGGUUCCAGACAAGCACACGUCCCAGUCUCCUCCGCCCCCGGUGCCGCCCCUGCGCAGCGACAGCUUCGCCGCUACCAAGGUUUUCCCGUACCCCGACGGGCCCGCGGGUCCGGCCAAGAGUCCCGGCAGGUCGUGUGAGAAGCCGGCAGACUCCAGACCUCAGAGCUUCAGCCAGCUGCACCAACACAAACUCUUCUCUCUGUCCAGCAGCGACGUCAGACCGUCCCAGCAGGCGGCGCCGCCGCCGCCGUGCCACCAGAGGCAGCACAGCGACGAGAGCCCGUUCUACCUGCAGGCCCGGGCCGCCCCCACCCAGACCCAGAGUGUGGGGAACUACUACCGCAGCCUGCAGGACCUGCCCACCAACGCCUUCAGCCGCAAGCAGGGACGCCACUCCACUGCACCCCCGCCCUCGGAGAGCGCGGGACGCAGCCGCUACUACAGCCUGGCGGGGAAACAUCUGGUCCAGAUGCCGGAGAGCAGGGCCCGGCCCAGGACGGAGGGCUGGAGGGGGGAGGUGGAGAAGCUCCGCUGCCUGAACAGCAGCCAAGCGGCUUUCCAGGGAUCCCUGAAGACCAGCGGCCAGGCCAAGUACCCGCAGGCCCAGGCGCCUCACGGGGCGUCCCGCCUCGGGAACGGCCUCCACUACGACCAGCUGACCUACGAGCUCUCUCUCCACAAGAGAGGGGAGGGACGCUUCUUUCCCACGCAUCAAAGUCAUGACCCAAACAGUCUCUCCAGACACCAGGACCCCUGGGUGCCUCAGGACGACCAGCGGAUCUCCCCCCUGAAGACGCCCCUCCUGCACUCCCUGUCCCAGGAGAGCAGGGGCCUGGCGGAGAGCAGGGGCCUGGCGGAGAGCAGGGGCCUGGCAGAGAGGCAGCCGGCCCCCACGCCCACGUCCUGCCAGGACGCCAGCGACGUCAUGGCCACCGGCGGGAAGGCAAAUCGCCGCGGCGACCGUUACGCAACCACCUUACGCAAAGAAAUCCAGCAGAAGCGAGCGCAGCUGCAGAAGAGCCGCAGCGCAGCGACGCUCACCUGUGACGCGGAGGACGAGGAGGAGGCGGAGGAGUGGCGCUCGGCGGCCGCCUCCUUCUCCAACACCUACAAGGUCCAUCUGAAGGAGGCCCAGGCCCGGGUCCUGCAGGCCACCUCCUUCCAGAGGCGGGACUUGGAGCCGCUGGCCCCCGAGGUGCCGGGGCUCAGAACCUCCAGCGGGCGCGUCAGGGGCCGCCGGCGGUUCCACCCGGCCAAGAGGACGCACUCCUUCUCCGAGCCGGACCAGAUGGACAAGGUGGGCGUGGACAGCUCGGAGGAGCAGAUCCGGUUCUCGGAGGACAAGCCGGCCUUUGCCAGACCCGCGCCGAGGACGAGUGCCGGCACAAACCCCAGCACAAACCCCAGCACCAGCAUUGAUGAGGAGGACAGACCUGGGAGGCCUGGAGAAGCUCCGGCAGCCACGGACCACAACCUCCUGAACCCUGGACACAAGCAAGUCCUGCUGGACCAGCAGAGGCUCGGGACCUUCGCCGAGUACCAGGCCCGGUGGACCAGGCAGAAGUCCUCAGAAGCCAAGACACAAGGACGGUUUCACUCGGCAGAGAACAUCUUGGAUGCGAGCGCGGACGAGAAGAACAUCUGCAUCCACGAGCGGUCCAGAUCCUCCCCUUCAGCAGACUUCUACGCACAGGAGAUCCCCCCCGCAUGGAGAGAUCCUCAGCAGAGCAGUGAGACGACGGAGAGUAGGUCACCUGACCACAGCCGGCGGUCGGUGGAGGGCCUGGUCCCAGCACUCCCCGACCACAGGUCCAAACCAGACCCUGCCAGUACCGCCCACACCGCACUCUCCCCGGGCCGGCGCAGCGUCAGCCCCGACUCCGGCUCCAAGCAGCCGGCCAGGAGCCUCCCGCCGCCACCCAGGCCCCAUUUAGGUCCUCCCACCACAUCCUUCCCCCAGGAAUCUUCAGCUGGCGCCCACUCCGACCCGCCAGCGCUCCGGCCUCGGUCCAGCCCGGGUUCUGACAGCCAGCACCUCGCCACUUCCCACGCCUCCCCGGCAGGCUCCCCUCGCCCCGGCGCGACGCCGGCACCGGGCGGGAGCGGAGGACGUGCAGAGGUGGAGCGGGAGCAGCCGGCACCACCUCCCUCCUCCGGCCCGACGGCCGCUCUGCCGCUCCCCGGGUCCGACCGGGCCAGGUCUCCUUCGCCACAGUUCGCUCCACUGAGGCUGACGGACGAACCGCCCGCGGUUCUGCAGGAUGACUCACGGCUCAGGCGGGACGGAGAGCCCUCGGCGGUGAUGGACGCCAGCAGCUCGGCCAGGAAAGUCCCUGUGAAGAUCGUCCGCAGCGAGAGCUCCUGGCAGCGCGAGGGUCAGGCGUACCUGCCUCCCGUCACGGCGGCGUGCAGCAUCCCCGGGCCGUGCAGCGUCCCCGGGCCGCCCCCCGUCCCCUCCCUGGGCACGGCAGAGCACCCCGCCUCCUCCCUGUUCAGCGCCUACACCCGCCCCGCCUCACAGGACCAGGACGGGGCCUCGGCACCGGGCCCCGAGUCCAGGACAGCCGGGGUUUCGGAGGAGGACGCCAAGAGGGAGGAGCUGGCGAGGGACAUCAUGGGCAAAGACAAGUCCCUGGUGGACAUCCUGGACCAGAGCGGCAGGAGGACCACCAUGGACCUGAUGGAGGGGCUGUUCCCCCCGGAGGAGCAGGUCCUGGAGGGGAAGCAGCAGCGCAGGAGGUCCCUGGGCUCCAGGAUGCCCAGCUCCUCCCCCCGCAGCACAGACAGGAGGGAGGACGAGGACGCGUGUCCGUCGGCAGCAGCCUCCCUGGUGCCCAGCUCCUCCUACUACAGCACGUCGGCCCCCAAGGCCGAGCUGCUCAUCAAGAUGAAGGACAUGCAGGAGCAGCUGGAGGAGCAGGACUCGGAGGACGAGCUGGACGUGGACCUGGCCAGUAAAAAGCAGGAACUGAUGUUCAGCCUGGCCAGGAAGCUGCAGGUUCUGCGCGAGGCGCGGCAGAGCCUGCAGGAGGACGUGCAGGACAACGAGGCCCUGGGCCGGGAGGUGGAGGCCACGGUGCAGCGUCUCUGCCAGCCCAACCAGCUCGACAAGUUCCGCAUGUUCGUGGGCGACCUGGACAAGGUGGUGAGUCUGCUGCUGUCGCUGUCGGGCCGGCUCGCCCGCGUGGAGAACGCCCUCAACGGCCUGGAGGACGAGGCCCCACCGGAGGAGAAGCGAACCCUGACGGAGAAACGCAAGCUGCUGAUGAGGCAGCAUGAGGACGCCAAGGAGCUGAAGGAGAACCUGGACCGCAGGGAGCGGCUGGUGUCCGGCAUCAUGGAGGCCCACCUGGGCGCCGGCAGCCUGGACGACUACAGACACUUUGUCAAGAUGAAGUCGGCGCUCAUCAUCGAGCAGCGCAAGCUGGAGGACAAAGUGAAGCUGGGGGAGGAGCAGCUGAAGUGCCUGAUGGACAGCCUGCCGCUGGAGCAGAGGCCGCUGCUCUGAGGCCGUUCAUCCUUCACUCAUGUUUAUCAGUACUGACUUCUACUGCUCAUCAGGUUUAAUCCUCUCAACCAAAACCUCCCUGGACCUAAGAGCCUCAGGACAUCAAAUAUUUACCUGCUCACUACCCGUGAGAGCAUGACGGAGGAGUGGAGGCUUCUCUGAGCCUCAGCUAGGAACACGUGACGACAUCCUGGAAACGGGCCGAGACGGACGACGAGUCGCAGCUACAUGAACCUUUACCGAGUCCAAGUUCAGGAGAAAACUGGUCCGGACGGCUUCGAUUGUACAGAUGAACAGAAAUGGGGGGAAGAUUCUGCGUAUUUAUGGCGUAACAGUAUUUUAGGCACCAUUAAGUGUUGUUUUUUUGUUGCUCGCUCAAAUAUCCGACUCCAUGGAUCAACCUUUCGUUGGUUUUCAUGAGAAUCAAGUGAAACAUGAGUGCAGAUGAAAGCCAGCGGUUGUCCUGGCAACGGCAGCGGUCCUGCACCAGGCCGGGGUUGUAAUUACGGAUCGAGUGGUUGCGGGUUUAAAGUAAUAUUUUCUAGUAAUUUAUGGUAGCCUUUUUAAAGACUUUUAUGAAGAAAGACAAAGUGUUUUCCUAUUAAUUUAAUACCAAUCAAGACGUGCUCUUUUCUUCUCUCUUCAGUUUGUUUCCAAAAAAAAAAGGUGUUUUAUUUAACGGUCGGUUUUAAAAGCGUCUCC
This is a messenger RNA of Cololabis saira (Pacific saury), 5296 nucleotides long. RefSeq names its product protein Shroom2-like. The transcript is spliced from 9 exons. Gene Ontology annotation, molecular function: actin filament binding. Gene Ontology annotation, cellular component: apical plasma membrane; apical junction complex; cortical actin cytoskeleton. Lineage: Eukaryota; Metazoa; Chordata; Actinopteri; Beloniformes; Belonidae. The record is from RefSeq and is a predicted model, not a curated record. Gene Ontology annotation, biological process: actin filament organization. The coding region runs from base 713 to 4594 and encodes 1293 amino acids.